Messenger RNA from Candidula unifasciata, 669 nucleotides. The record is from the annotation of a GenBank genome assembly. NCBI's taxonomy places the organism in Eukaryota, Metazoa, Mollusca, Gastropoda, Stylommatophora, Geomitridae.
AUGGCUGGGCAUGGCUUCAGACCACCUCCCCUGAAUCUGUCUGAUGUCAAAUGUUUCAACAAAAAUUCUUUGCGGAAAACUGAAACAACCGUUACUAAUCCUGAUGGGAGCCGCAUUAUUGAAGGUAAAGAUGAAGAGGGCAAUCUUUACCGGAGGCCUUCUGAAUCCAGUUGUCAUGGAUUUGUUUUGGACACAGCUGAAGACCUGCAGGUUGCAGAAGUUAGGCCUGGUAUCAUUAUGGGGUCGCAAGAUGUUGCCCAUGACUUGGAUUUACUAAAGCAGCACGGUGUGACACAUAUCCUGAACGUUGCCACAGGAGUGGAUAACUUGUUCCCUGACCAGUUCAUAUAUCAGACUCAGGAGUUCCUUGACUUGCCAGAGUUUCCUAUAUAUCAUGGAUUUGAAAGUGCUAUUAAUUUUAUCGAGGAGGCUAUAAAAGCGAAUGGAACCGUUCUGGUUCACUGCAAUGCUGGAUUGUCUCGAUCUGCCACUGUUGUCAUGGCAUACUUAAUCAAAAAGGAAGGGAUGACAGUGAAUGAAGCUUUUUCUCACCUCCGAUCUAAACGACCAGCUAUUUGUCCAAAUCCUGGAUUUCUUAUCCAGCUUCAGAACUUAUACGAUUCAUUACAAACACAGACAGACAAUAAGUCAAAUAAUUCUGCAGCGUAA